Molecule: messenger RNA, 312 nt
Organism: Acanthisitta chloris (rifleman)
Lineage: Eukaryota; Metazoa; Chordata; Aves; Passeriformes; Acanthisittidae
Product: carnitine O-palmitoyltransferase 1, muscle isoform-like
Exons: 3
Biological process (GO): carnitine metabolic process; fatty acid metabolic process
Cellular component (GO): mitochondrion
Molecular function (GO): carnitine O-palmitoyltransferase activity
Source: RefSeq, a predicted model, not a curated record
GUGCUGAUGAAGAUCGUGUCCUUCCGCAAGCCUCUCCUCUACAGCUUCCAGAGCUCCCUCCCCAAACUCCCUGUGCCCCCCGUGGAAGCCACCAUCACCCGGUACCUGGAGUCGGUGCGGCCACUGCUGAAUGACGACAAGUACCUGGAGAUGGCAGCGUUGGCCAAGGAAUUCCAGGAGAAGACAGCCCCGCGGCUCCAGCGAUACCUGCGCCUCAAGUCCUGGUGGACCACCAACUAUGUCAGCGACUGGUGGGAGGAGUACAUCUACCUGCGCGGCCGCAGUCCGCUCAUGGUCAACAGCAACUACUAC